AUGCUGACAGUAUCGCAAAUAUCUUGGGCAGUCAUCCUUAUAAUAACAUGGCCAUGUGGAUUCAUCCUGAACUCAUCGAUUGUAGCCGUGUAUCUCCGCACCAGGAAGAAUGAAAUGAAGCGUGGGGAGUGCGACAAAAUCCUUCUGGCCAUGGCUUGCUCCAAUGUUCUCCUGCUGAGCAUGAUAGCAUUUGAUAUGACCUUUGUUACCUAUGGACUCUAUAUCAUGUUUGCCAAAGAAUUCUCCUUGGCCAUCAGCGUUAUACUCUUCUUUUCUAUUCACUUUUCAUUCUGGCUUACAGCCUGUCUGUCACUCUUCUAUUGCCUGAGACUGGUCAACUUCUCACAUCAAGUCUUGACUCAUUUACAAAGAAGAAUGUCGAUAGUGGUUCCCCUGUUCCUGCUGGCCUCACUUCUGAUUUCAUGGCUUAUUAAUGUUCCAUUAAUCUGGAUGGUCCAAAUAGACACCAAUCAAAACUCUACGAGUAUUUAUCAGGAUUACAUAUUUCAUUAUGAUCGACUCUACAUGAUUUUUAACAUUGUUUUUGGUAGCACUUUGCCUUUUGUUGUAACUUCUCUCUGCAUUGGACUCUGCCUGAUAUCUCUUCUGAAGCACGUUCAGAGUAUGAGACAGCACAUUUCUCAGUACUGGAGUCCACAGUUGAAAAGCCAUGUUAAGGCCUUCAGGACAAUGUUGCUUCUUUUGAUUCUAAACCUGAUUUUUUUCACAACGUUUGGUAGCCUUUAUCUAGUACAGAAUAAUCUUGGAGCUGUAUUCCAAGCUGUGCUUUGGUCUGCUACCAUGUUUAUUCCAUCAGGGCAAGCCACUAUUCUGAUCUUUGGAAAUUCUAAGUUUGCGAGCACCUGGUCAAAGGCUUUGCCAAUGUUUGGGUCAUGUGAUAGAAAUGUUUAA
This is a messenger RNA of Xenopus tropicalis (tropical clawed frog), 912 nucleotides long. It is a transcript of the gene t2r53, whose product is annotated as bitter taste receptor 53. NCBI's taxonomy places the organism in Eukaryota, Metazoa, Chordata, Amphibia, Anura, Pipidae. The record is from RefSeq and is marked provisional. Gene Ontology annotation, molecular function: bitter taste receptor activity; G protein-coupled receptor activity. Gene Ontology annotation, biological process: sensory perception of taste; G protein-coupled receptor signaling pathway. Gene Ontology annotation, cellular component: membrane.